ACCAUUCGAUAGGUGCCAGUCUAAUAUUCAUAAGCGAUCGUUGUGCGUCUCCUACGGCUUCGACAUCGGCGCAGGCGUGACUUCGUCGUCGUAGUUUCGUCGCGCCGCGCCGUCCGUAUUGUCCUGGCACCUGCUGCAUGAGAUACAAGAAGAUAUCGCUCGUUUAGCCGCGCGGCCUUUAACCUGCUAACCUAGCAGGUCAAUCCUGAAUCGAAGAAGAUCCUCCGUUGAGAAUCGCUGAAGCAGGUUGACGCAUAACUCUCUCACUAUGCCAACGAGAACGCGAACUCCGCCCGUAUUGAUGAGCCUCGCGCUCCUCUUGCCGUUCACGUUCUGUCAAACGCCGAUGAAUCUGUUGGUCGUGCUGGAGGAAGCCGACUCGUCUAUCUUGGGUAUAUUGAACGACGCUGUUCCCGCAGCGGAGCAGAGUUUCGCGAACGACAUGAUCACCGUGAACUUUGUGACUGUUAUGGUGAAUCGCGAAAAUGUGGAAGCAAGUUUUGAAAAAGUGUGCGCCAUUCUGUACAAAGGAAUAAGCAUCAUACUAGAUAUGACGUGGACUGGCUGGGACAAACUGCGGAACAUCGCGGACGACCGGGGGAUAAUAUACAAACGCGGCGAUUGCAGCAUUAAUCCCUACGUUCAGACGAUCGACGAUCUGUUGCUUAUGAAAAAUGCGACGGAUGUCGGCCUGAUCUUCGAGGACGAAAGAGAGCUAAAUCAGAGUCUUUAUUAUCUCAUCGGGAAUUCGAUCAUCAGGCUAGUGGUUAUUGACGAAUUGACGGAGAGAACGGUGUCGAAAAUACGGAGUAUGCGGCCGUCGCCUUCUUAUUACGCCAUUUACGCCAGUACGCCAAAGAUGGAGGAACUUUUUAAGACGGCUAUCGAGGGAGGAUUAGUUAAGAGAGAGGGUAUUUGGAAUUUGGUAUUUACGGACAAUAAUUAUCAGGAAUUUCGAUAUCUCACCGGUGAGUCUCAGCUGAACGUCUCAUUCACCAUCCUCACUAUGAAGAUCGACAUCUGUUGUCGUUUGAUAGGCGAGGCAUCCUGCAAUUGUCCCAUAAACUUCAAGAUAUUCCCCUUUUAUUUGAAACGAUUAAUCGGCCUGAUCGUGAGCCUGAUGAGCGACGUACAAAAGGCGGGUAUAAGUGUAGAGCCAAAAACAGGUCAGUGCUCCUCCACUAAUUCCACUCCAGCUUCGAACUCUACAGCGGAGACAUUCAACAAGAUUUUAAUGACAAGACUGGACAGUAACGAUACUUUCGAGUACUGGGCAGAGAAGUCGAUGAUUACUUACAGGGCGGAGAUCGAGCUGCAGACGAUCAACAGCGGCUACGUGGAAUCACUCGCGACUUGGACGAGACGUACAAAAAUUAAAGAAGCGGACGGGAAGAAAAUAGAACCAGCCAGGCGAUUCUUCCGGAUUGGAACGGCACCAGCGGUCCCUUGGUCGGUCAUUAAGAAAGAUCCAGCAACGGGUCAAGAAAUGCACAACGAGGAGGGAAAGGAGAUCUGGGAAGGUUACUGCAUCGACUUCAUACAAAAACUAUCCGAAGUGAUGCAGUUCGAUUACGAUCUCGUCAUCCCCGAAGAUCAAGAGUUCGGCAAGAAAUCGCCUAAUGGCGAAUGGACUGGCUUGAUAGGUGAUUUAGCUCGAGGGGAAACCGAUAUCGCUAUAGCGGCGUUAACGAUGACGUCGGAGCGGGAGGAAGUCAUUGACUUUGUCGCUCCGUAUUUCGAGCAGUCCGGUAUAUUAAUCGUGAUGAGGAAACCCGUCCGUAAAACGUCUCUCUUCAAGUUCAUGACGGUGCUGAGACUCGAAGUCUGGCUCAGCAUCGUGGGCGCUCUGACUCUGACCGGUGUUAUGAUCUGGAUACUCGACAAGUAUUCGCCGUACAGUGCGAGGAACAACAAACAACUCUAUCCUUAUCCUUGUCGAGAGUUCACAUUGAAGGAAAGUUUCUGGUUUGCACUGACGUCCUUCACGCCGCAAGGUGGUGGCGAAGCCCCCAAGGCGUUAUCGAGCAGGACUCUGGUCGCAGCAUAUUGGCUUUUCGUCGUGCUGAUGUUGGCGACUUUUACCGCGAAUUUGGCAGCUUUCCUUACCGUGGAGAGGAUGCAGUCACCCGUGCAAUCGUUGGAGCAGCUGGCGAGACAGUCGCGGAUAAAUUACACCGUCGUGGCGAAUUCCAGCGCUCACCAGUACUUCAUAAACAUGAAAAACGCCGAGGAUAAACUCUACACAGUAUGGAAGGAAAUCACGCUGAACAGUACCAGCGAUCAAGUGGAAUAUCGCGUCUGGGAUUACCCGAUAAAAGAACAGUACGGUCACAUUCUGCAGGCCAUCACUCAAGUUGGUCCUGUGAAGGACACCGAAGAAGGCUUCAGGAAGGUGAUAGAAAGCGAGAACGCCGAGUUCGCGUUCAUUCACGACUCGUCUGAGAUUAAAUACGCGGUUACGAAGAAUUGCAACCUGACGGAAGUAGGCGAAAUAUUCGCCGAGCAGCCGUACGCCAUCGCGGUGCAGCAAGGCAGCCAUCUGCAAGAGGAAAUUAGCAGAAAGAUCCUCGAUUUGCAGAAGGACAGAUAUUUCGAGACGUUGGCGUCCAAGUACUGGAAUCAAACGCUGAAAGCCCAAUGUCCGAAUUCCGACGACAACGAGGGUAUUACGUUAGAGAGUUUAGGAGGAGUAUUUAUCGCGACUUUGUUCGGACUUGGCCUCGCGAUGAUCACUUUGGCCGGCGAGGUGAUUUAUUACCGUAAGCGCUCGCUGAAGGAUAAGCUGAACAACAAGAAGAAGACGAAGGAUAUCGAGAGCGACAAGAUCAUGCAGAAGAUCGCGUCGAAGCUGCAACUGAAGCCCGCGCCUACCGACGCGUUUUUCGGCAAGCAGCUCGGCAACCAGGCGCCGCGCGUCUCUCACAUUUCCGUUUAUCCACGACCUUUCCCCUUUAAAGAGUAAGCUGCGCUGCUCAACGACUGUCCAUCGUACGAUUCAAUCCCUCACGUGUCUCCCCAAGCUCUCUCCUUCUCAUUCAAAGGUACACGAGGCACUUUUAACAGAUAGAACUUAUCACUAUGGAGUCAAGAAGUAGUACUUGAGAUGAUCCUGUCGAUCUUUUACGACUUGCAUCUCAGGCGAUAUUCAGACAAUAUUGUUUCGUUAUAAGAUCAAAUAAAGAACACCGCACGAAGGUAAAAUAAAGUCUCGAUCGUAUCUGUUUAAUUGUGUUGCACGACAUUCGACGCUGAGUUUCGUUUGAGUGAUAUCUCGAACUUAGCAGCACUUAACAUCCCACAAUAGUG
This is a messenger RNA of Odontomachus brunneus, 3306 nucleotides long. It is a transcript of the gene Ir8a, whose product is annotated as ionotropic receptor 25a. Gene Ontology annotation, molecular function: glutamate-gated receptor activity; transmitter-gated monoatomic ion channel activity involved in regulation of postsynaptic membrane potential. Bases 269 to 2962 code for a protein of 897 amino acids. Gene Ontology annotation, cellular component: plasma membrane; postsynaptic membrane. NCBI's taxonomy places the organism in Eukaryota, Metazoa, Arthropoda, Insecta, Hymenoptera, Formicidae. Gene Ontology annotation, biological process: monoatomic ion transport; modulation of chemical synaptic transmission; synaptic transmission, glutamatergic. The record is from RefSeq and is a predicted model, not a curated record. The transcript is spliced from 17 exons.